UUUGGCGACGUGGACCAGGUCCGGAUGACCUCUGAGGGCUCAGACUGCCGCUGCAAGUGCAUCAUGCGACCGCUGAGCAAGGACGCAUGCAGCCGAGUGCGCAGUGGGCGUGCGCGGGUUGAAGACUUCUACACGGUGGAGACCGUGAGCUCGGGCUCCGACUGCCGCUGCUCCUGCACCGCGCCACCCUCCUCACUCAACCCCUGCGAGAACGAGUGGAAGAUGGAGAAACUCAAGAAGCAGGCGCCCGAGCUCCUCAAGCUGCAGUCCAUGGUGGAUCUUCUGGAGGGCACCCUGUACAGCAUGGACCUGAUGAGAGUGCAUGCCUAUGUCCACAAGGUGGCCUCCCAGAUGAACACGCUGGAAGAGAGCAUCAAGACCAACCUGAGCCGGGAGAAUGAUGUGGUGAGGGAGAGCAUGCGCCAGCUGAGCGACCACCUGAAGCACUAUGAGAACCACUCGGCCAUCAUGAUGAGCAUCAAGAAGGAGCUCUCCAGCCUUGGCCUCCAACUGCUGCAGAAGGACCAAGCCACCGCCCCUGCCACUGCCCCAGCCACAGGCCUUGAUAGCAAGGCUCAGGACACAGCUGGGGGAAAAGGCAAAGACACCAACAAAUAUGGCAGUGUGCAGAAGAACUUUGUAGAUCGGGGUCUCCAAAAAUCCCCUAAGGAGAAGCUGCUGAAGACGGAGAAGCUGAGGAAGGAGAGUGGCAAGGGCCGAUUCUCCCAGCCCACAGCCAAGCCUCGCACCCUAGCCCAGCAGCAGGCUGUGAUCCGGGGCAUCACUUACUACAAGGCGGGAAGGCAGGAGGCAACUGAGGCCCUGGCUGACAACACCCUCAAGGGCACUUCCUGGCUAGAGCAGCUGCCACCCAAGGUGGAGGGCAGGCCACUUGAUCCCAACUCAGCGGAGCAGGACGAGGCUGGGCCCAGGGCCUCAGAGGGAGCAGACGUGGCCCUCAGCACCCCCGCCUCGGAUACCACUACCACCACCACCACCACCACCACCCCUACCCCAACUCCCACCACCAGUCCCCUGCCCACCACGCUGCCAUCACACCCAGAAGUCCCCAGCCAAGGCAGAGAGGGGAGCUGUGAGGGCACCCUGAGGGCCGUGGACCCUCCUGUGAGGCACCACAGCUAUGGCCGCCAUGAGGGUGCCUGGAUGAAGGACCCUGCAGCACGGGAUGACAGGAUCUACGUCACCAACUACUACUACGGAAACAGCCUGGUGGAGUUCCGCAACCUGGAAAACUUCAAGCAAGGCCGCUGGAGCAACAUGUACAAGCUACCCUAUAACUGGAUCGGCACAGGCCACGUGGUAUACCAGGGUGCCUUCUACUACAAUCGUGCCUUCACCAAGAACAUUAUCAAGUACGACCUGCGGCAACGCUUUGUGGCCUCCUGGGCGCUGCUGCCCGACGUGGUGUACGAGGACACCACGCCCUGGAAGUGGCGCGGCCACUCAGACAUCGACUUCGCCGUAGAUGAAAGCGGCCUGUGGGUCAUCUACCCCGCUGUGGAUGACCGUGACGAGGCCCAGCCCGAGGUGAUCGUGCUGAGCCGCCUGGAUCCCGGCGACCUCUCAGUGCACCGGGAGACCACGUGGAAGACACGGCUGCGGCGGAACUCCUACGGCAACUGCUUCCUGGUGUGUGGCAUCCUGUACGCGGUGGAUACGUACAACCAACACGAAGGUCAGGUCGCCUACGCCUUCGACACGCACACAGGAACUGACGCUCGCCCUCAACUGCCCUUCGUCAACGAGCAUGCCUACACCACCCAGAUUGACUACAACCCCAAGGAACGGGUGCUGUAUGCCUGGGACAAUGGCCACCAGCUCACCUAUACCCUCCACUUUGUGGUCUGAGCAGGGACCCCUGUCCUCCCAGGAGAAGGGUGGCAAUGUUGGCUGGAGGCUCCCUGCGGCAAUUCUUGCAAAGGACCCUGUCGACAAAUAUUUAUUGGGUGCCAGGCCCAGAGCUCGGUGCUAGGCACUGGCCGUAGCUGAGAUGGAACUUCCUUAGCACCAGUGGGUAAUAACCGCUUCCACUUACAGCACUGUGCCAAGCGCUUGACAUGCAUUUACCCAUUUAAUCCUCCCAGCACCACCCUUGGAGGUAGAGAUGACUUCCCCCAUUUAACAGAUGAGGCAAAGGCUCAGAGACAGUGUCCCUUGCUUAACUUCUCUGUUUGGAUCAGCCAGG
This is a messenger RNA of Orycteropus afer afer, 2206 nucleotides long. RefSeq names its product olfactomedin like 2A (gene OLFML2A). NCBI's taxonomy places the organism in Eukaryota, Metazoa, Chordata, Mammalia, Tubulidentata, Orycteropodidae. Gene Ontology annotation, biological process: signal transduction. The record is from RefSeq and is a predicted model, not a curated record.